AUGUCAGAAAUUGAGGAAAUUGAAUCUCGUGUACUGAAUAUAUCAAAAAAAAUAGCAUCAAUUGUUGAUCCCGAAGAGUGGAAUCUUCCAAACUGUUCAGCCACAGACAAUUAUUUCGAACAACCGCCAGCUAAAGUUUUUCUUAAAAACUUAGAAACCAGUAAAACCAUCUUACUUGCAAUUGCAAGCGGAAUCGAACUCCUCAUAUUGUUAUUGACGUUCUUACAAUGGUAUCAAAUUUGGAAAAAAGUAUCAAGCGAACAUCGGCAAGAUAGAUUAUAUUAUUUGAUCUCAUUGUUUCCGGUAGCGUCGUUAUGCAGUUACAUUGGCAUGCUGGCUCCUCGGACAGCAUUGGUGCUGAACUCAGUGGGAGUUCUAUACGCGUUGAUGUGUCUAGCGGUUUUGAUCUCUCUCGUCAGACAUCUGUUUGGAAGUCGCAAAGCAUGUUCUACAGCACUAACCUAUGAUCAGAAACAAAUCAACAUUCAGAGUCCACCGUGCUGUUGCUGCUGCAAAUUUUUACCAGAAUUCGCAAGCACCGAGAAAAAUCUACGAAGAUUAGAAUGGUUGGUACUCCAAGCACCUGUAAUUCGAGCCGCUGUUGUGGUUUUCAAUAUUGCUGCUGUUGCUGAGUAUCGCGAACAUUCACACGUGUUCCUACAAAUUAGUGAGAUAGCAUCUAUUGCUUCAUUGUUAUUUGCAAUUUUUGGAACUCAUACAAUGGCACGACUUAUCGGGGCAAAACUAGCAGAUUACGGUUUUAUGACUAUCUUUCGGGCAGUCGAUAUUACAUUGCUGUUUAUUACCGCACAGCAACCACUGAUUUUUGAGAACCUAGUACGAUUCAGCAUUAUUCGUUGUGGGCCUUUAUUAUCCGCUCUUGAUAAUGCAAGAUUUAUAUGCAAUUUUCUGAUAAUUUGUCAAAUGUUUUUGCUUUCGCUGUUGAUUACAAUUCGCGUAACGCCAAAUCGAAGUGCUUUAUUCGACAAAGUUAACGAAACUGGACUUAAAUUCCAAGAAAAAGUUGGCGAACAAACGAGUUUACGUAUAGAUUCGUACGAUGCUUAAAG
Molecule: messenger RNA, 1070 nt
Organism: Enterobius vermicularis (human pinworm)
Lineage: Eukaryota; Metazoa; Nematoda; Chromadorea; Rhabditida; Oxyuridae
Source: the annotation of a GenBank genome assembly